Molecule: messenger RNA, 1038 nt
Organism: Orycteropus afer afer
Lineage: Eukaryota; Metazoa; Chordata; Mammalia; Tubulidentata; Orycteropodidae
Gene: ANXA9
Product: annexin A9
Exons: 12
Coding region: 1-1038 (345 amino acids)
Cellular component (GO): cytoplasm
Molecular function (GO): calcium ion binding; calcium-dependent phospholipid binding
Source: RefSeq, a predicted model, not a curated record
AUGUCUGUGACCACAGGGAAGACAGGGCCAUCCCUGACCCAGGAAAUCCUUGGCUACCUGGGUCUUGCCAAUAAGACUGCAGCUUGGGGCACUCUGGGUACUCUCAGGACCUUCCUGAGUUUCAGUGUGGACAAGGAUGUACAGAGGCUGCUGAGGGCCAUUGCAGGACAAGGCGUGGACCGCACCACCAUUGUGGAUGUGCUGACCAGUCGGAGCAGAGAGCAAAGGCAACUGGUCUCCAGAGCCUUCCAGGAGCGUACCCAGCAGGACCUACUGAAGUCCCUGCAGGCAGCACUGUCUGGCAACCUUGAGAGGAUUGUGGUGGCUCUGAUGCAGCCAGCAGCCCAAUUCGACGCCCAAGAACUAAGGACAGCUCUGAAGGGCUCAGGUACUCCUGAGGAUGUGGCUGUGGAGAUUCUCGCCACCCGAGCUCCACCCCGGCUGCAGGAGUGCCUGGCAGUCUACAAACAUGAUUUCCAGGUGGAGGCUGAGGAGGACAUCAAAUCUAAGACCAGUGGCAUCUUGCGGGACCUGCUCCUAGCGUUAGCCAAGGGGGGUCGUGAGAGCUAUUCUGGGAUCAUUGAUUACAACCUGGAGGAACAGGAUGUUCAGGCAUUACAGCAGGCUGAAGCACCUAGCAGAGAGGGGACAUGGGUCCUAAUUCUCACCCAGAGAAGUUGUGAACACCUGGUCCGAGUGUUUGAUCAGUAUCAGCGGUACACUGGGCAAGAGUUGGAGGAAGCUGUUCAGAACCAUUUCCAUGGAGAUGCCCAGGUGGCUCUGCUCAGCCUAGCCUCGGUGAUCAGGAACACACCACUGUACUUUGCUGACAAACUUCACCAAGCCCUCCAGGAAACUGAGCCCAAUUACCAAGAUCUGAUACGCAUCCUUAUCUCUCGAAGUGAGACUGACCUCCUAAGCAUCCGAGCUGAGUUCAAGAAGAAAUUUGGGAAAUCCCUUUACUCUUCCCUCCAGGAUGUAGUGAAAGGGGAUUGCCAGCCAGCCCUAAUAGGCCUAUGCAGGGCUGAAGACAUUUGA